Vicia villosa (hairy vetch) is the source of this 1490-nucleotide messenger RNA. RefSeq names its product COP9 signalosome complex subunit 5a-like. The record is from RefSeq and is a predicted model, not a curated record. NCBI's taxonomy places the organism in Eukaryota, Viridiplantae, Streptophyta, Magnoliopsida, Fabales, Fabaceae. Bases 134 to 1204 code for a protein of 356 amino acids. Gene Ontology annotation, molecular function: protein binding; metallopeptidase activity; deNEDDylase activity. The transcript has 6 exons. Gene Ontology annotation, biological process: protein deneddylation. Gene Ontology annotation, cellular component: cytoplasm; COP9 signalosome.
UUUAUUUCACUCUUUCCUCUCGACUGGACCGUCACUUCAGUAGUCUCUCCCUCUGGAGUAGUGUCCUUCCCACUUCCCCUCACUCACCGGAGAGAAACCAUCCACGGCGGAGAUAACGCCGGAGAGACCAAUAAUGGAACUAUCUUCGUCAUCGGCGAUCGCACAACAAACAUGGGAGUUAGAGAACAACAUAAUCCCCAUGGAAACUCCCGCCGCCGACGAUUCAAUCUUUCACUACGACGAAGCGGGACAGAGCGAGUUUCAACGCGAUAAGCCAUGGGCGAACGACCCUCACUACUUCAAGCGCGUCAAGAUCUCCGCACUCGCGCUACUCAAGAUGGUUGUUCACGCGCGCUCCGGUGGAACCAUCGAGGUCAUGGGUCUCAUGCAAGGUAAAACUGAUGCUGAUUCGAUUAUCGUUAUGGAUGCUUUCGCGUUGCCGGUUGAAGGGACUGAAACUCGUGUCAAUGCUCAAGCUGAUGCUUAUGAAUACAUGGUUGAUUAUUCUCAGACCAAUAAACAGGCUGGCAGGUUGGAGAAUGUUGUGGGGUGGUAUCAUUCUCAUCCUGGCUAUGGUUGUUGGCUUUCUGGGAUUGAUGUUUCGACGCAGAUGUUGAAUCAGCAAUUUCAGGAGCCGUUUUUGGCGGUUGUGAUUGAUCCGACCAGGACUGUUUCUGCUGGAAAAGUUGAGAUUGGAGCUUUUAGGACUUACCCGGAAGGUUAUAAGCCAGCGGAUGAUCCUAUUUCGGAGUAUCAAACUAUACCGCUUAAUAAGAUUGAAGAUUUUGGUGUUCAUUGUAAACAGUAUUAUUCUUUGGAUAUCACUUACUUUAAGUCUAGUCUUGAUUCACACCUUUUGGAUCUUCUGUGGAACAAAUAUUGGGUGAAUACACUCUCAUCUUCUCCUUUAUUGGGCAAUGGAGACUAUGUAGCUGGACAAAUCUCAGAUUUAGCUGAAAAGCUAGAACAAGCAGAGAAUCAAUUGGCACACUCACGUUUCGGGCCACUAGUAGCACCUUCACCUAGAAAGAAAGAAGAGGAAUCCCCACUUGCUAAGAUCACUCGGGAUAGUGCGAAGAUUACGGUGGAGCAAGUGCAUGGCUUAAUGUCACAGGUAAUAAAGGACACUCUGUUCAACUCUGUUCAUCAAGCAAACAAGUCUCGCACAGAGCCAUCUGGUCCUGAACCAAUGAUUGAAAGCUGAUUUUGGUUUAUUCUAGACGUGAAUUUGUACAAGUUUUUUAUGAUGCCGUCCUCAUUAACGGCGAGCGGUUUUACAUUCAACAUGAAUAGUUAAUCUAGUUUUACAUUUUGCAUUAUUUUGGUUAGUGCUCUGUAUAUCCUUGUUGGCGUUGCAUCUUACAAGAACACUAUCAAACUAGGCUAUUGAUAUGGGAUUCAGGCUACCAGGGAGUUGAUUAUUAACCGCAUAUUAUGUAGUUAUAAAUCUCACCGUUAAAGUUUAACAAAAGUUUAUCAUUAUUUUCAAA